AUGUUGGAGGAGCUCACUCCAUGGGAGCCGCAAACUCGCAUAUCGAACUACAUCGAGUUUGACGACCCUUAUAUCUCGUUCGAGCGCACCAUCCGCGUCCCCGACAAUGGAUCCCUCAACCGCGUUCCUCCCUCGCUGGGCAACUUUCCUUUGUUCAAGACCGACGACUUUGGCGACAAACUUCCUUUGAGCAUGGCCGAGAAAGGCUGGGUCUUCAUCCCCAUGUAUCAGCGGGAAGGCAUGUGUGUCAGCUUUGAGUCCGAGAAGCGAUAUGCGAUCAAGAUCUUCGCUGGAAACGUCAACGUCAUCUCUGGUAAACCGCGGAUGCCCGAUGCUACGUUGGCUUAUCGACGUCCUGGGCUCCCCUCGCAAAAGAAAUUCAUUCAAGAUUACGUCGUCACUCCACCUCAGCCACGGAUCGAUGACGUGGUUACCAAGUCUCAAGAGGUUCGACAAUUUGUCACCAUGCCUGUUGGAAGUGGGCACUCUGUCGAGGGACAAACGACUGACGAAAGACACACAGUAUGUCUUCACUUCGAGGUCACCCGACUUGGUAGUCACGAAGUUGAGGAGCGAGCCAUCAAUAUCAUUGUCAGGGCACUGACCGGCAAGCCCUUAGCGAUGAAGAUCUCUAACCAUGCCUUUAUCAAGGAUAUCCAACAGAAGCUUCAUGAUAUCAACGAUUUUCCUGUUGAUAAGCAGCGACUGAUCUAUCAUCUAUGGAGGAAUAGCUCUUGA
Fusarium verticillioides 7600 is the source of this 738-nucleotide messenger RNA. RefSeq lists its product as hypothetical. Lineage: Eukaryota; Fungi; Ascomycota; Sordariomycetes; Hypocreales; Nectriaceae. The coding region runs from base 1 to 738 and encodes 245 amino acids. The transcript has 2 exons. Gene Ontology annotation, molecular function: protein binding. The record is from RefSeq and is a predicted model, not a curated record.